CAAUCAGUGCACAAGGCGGCGACGUGGGCCACGUGGGGACUCCGCUCUCUGAUUGGUGCGUGUAGAUAAACUCCUUGCUGAGAUCUGAUUGGCCGUGUCGCGUCUUUCUCGCGGCAGUUGAAUCGUCGUGUCAGUGGGCAGUCUGUGUGUGGUACGGCGAGUGGAGCGGAGUGGAGCUAGUGCAGGACAGCGGCACGUUCCGGUCUAAACUUUCUUCCUUUUAAUUAUUCGGUUUAUCCGUUAAAAACGUUUCCGAAUGUAGGAUUUGAAGAUCGGCGGUUUUUAUUUCUUGAGCGACGGUUGGGACCGGAUUUGAAUUUUUUUUCUGUUUGUCAGUGCGCGAGGACAAAUUCGACAGUUUGAACGUAUAUGACGGUUGGAGCUGCGCGCGCGCGGCUGGAACGGUUUCUUCAGCCUGAGAGAAAUUUCCUCAAACACAGAAAAGACAGAAGCAGGUCACGGAGUGUGUGUGUAUGUGUGUGUGUGUGUGUGUGUGUGUGUGCGUGUGUGUGUGUGUGCGCGCGCGCGCGCGCGUGUGUGUGACUCGGAGCUGGGACUGUAGUGGAGACAAACGGUAUAACGGAUAUAAUAAGAGGUCUGAGAGAAUCUAAAACACACCGAGAACCAGAAUCUGAGAUCUUUCAGACCAUCCGGCAGAAGCUGAGAUCUUUCAGACCAUCCGGCAGAAGCUGAGAUCUUUCAGACCAUCCGGCAGAAGCUGAGAUCUUUCAGACCAUCCUGCAGAAGCUGAGAUCUUUCAGACCAUCCAGCAGAAGCUGAGAUCUUUCAGACCAUCCAGCAGAAGCUGAGAUCUUUCAGACCAUCCAGCAGAAGCUGAGAUCUUUCAGACCAUCCAGCAGAAGCUGAGAUCUUUCAGACCAUCCAGCAGAAGCUGAGAUCUUUCAGACCAUCCAGCAGAAGCUGAGAUCUUUCAGACCAUCCAGCAGAAGCUGAGAUCUUUCAGACCAUCCAGCAGAAGCUGAGAUCUUUCAGACCAUCCAGCAGAAGCUGAGAUCUUUCAGACCAUCCAGCAGAAGCUGAGAUCUUUCAGACCAUCCAGCAGAAGCUGAGAUCUUUCAGACCAUCCAGCAGAAGCUGAGCUCUUUCAGACCAUCCAGCAGAAGCUGAGCUCUUUCAGACCAUCAGCAGAUCAGGCUGAUUAUUAAAGUGUACCGUAACACUGCUGAGUCUCACUGUGUUGUCCUGAUUGUGAUCUUUAAGUGGACCAGACAGCAGGACUGCUGGGAGAAAGAACGUCUCUGAUACCAGGAGGAUCUUGUCCGGCUUGUCAGAGCUUCACAAAGCUCCGUAUUCCUCCAGAUCUCACAGGGAUACACACAAGAUGUAUCCACAGGGCCGGCAUCCGGCACCUCAUCAGCCCGGACAACCCGGGUUCAAAUUCACCGUGGCGGAAUCGUGCGACCGGAUCAAAGACGAGUUCCAGUUCCUGCAAGCCCAGUAUCACAGCCUGAAGGUGGAGUACGAUAAACUGGCCAACGAGAAGACGGAGAUGCAACGUCACUAUGUCAUGUACUAUGAGAUGAGCUACGGACUCAACAUUGAAAUGCACAAACAGACCGAGAUUGCAAAGCGCCUCAAUGCAAUUCUUGCUCAAAUCAUGCCUUUUCUGUCACAAGAGCACCAACAGCAGGUAGCGCAGGCUGUUGAGCGUGCUAAGCAAGUGACAAUGACCGAGCUGAAUGCCAUCAUCGGGGUACGUGGACUUCCCAAUCUGCCUCUCACCCAACAGGCCCAUGGUGUCUAUCCCACUCUGAUGCAGCAGCAGCUCCAGGCUCAGCACCUCUCUCACGCAGCACACGGUCCUCCUGUCCAGCUGCCUCCUCACCCCUCAGGCUUGCAGCCGUCCGGCCUUCCCCCAGUCACAGGCGCCGGAUCCGGCCUGCUCGCGCUCGGAGCGCUGGGAAAUCAGGCACACUUACCAGUCAAAGACGAGAAGAAUCAUCUCGAUCUGGAGCAGAGAGAUCGGGAGUCGAGCACGAAUAACUCCGUGUCUCCUUCAGACAGCCUGAGGGCCAGCGAGAAACACAGGGCUUCGUCUGACUACAGCUUGGAUCCAAAGAAACGCAAAAUGGAGCCGAAGGACAACUUAAGAUAUGACAGCGACGGUGACAAAAGCGACGACCUGGUGGUUGACGUGUCCAAUGAGGACCCGCCCACUCCGAGGGGCAGCCCCUCUCACUCGCCCCCAGAGAACGGCUUGGACAAAGCGCACGUGCUGAAGAAAGACGCCCCAAACAGUCCAGCCUCUGUGGCUUCAUCUGGGAGCACGCCAUCUUCCAAAGCCAAGGAUCACCCUCAUAAUGAUAAAUCCUCGACGCCAGGCCUGAAGUCCAACACUCCAACUCCACGCAAUGACGCACCCACCCCAGGAACCAGCAGCACCCCAGGACUCAGACCCAUCCCAGGGCCUAAACCCCUUGGCAUGGAAGUGUUGGCUCCUGCACUGCGGACUCCUCUGUCCUACGCUGCUCCGUUCGCAAUGAUGGGUCAUCACCCAGAGAUGAACGGCUCUCUCUCCAGCACCGGUGUCUACGGUCUCAUCUCCCCUCAGAUGAGCGCAGCGGCCACAGCGGCGGCUUACGGCCGACCACCCAUGGCUGGAUUUGAUCCACAUCCUCACAUGCGGGCUCCAGGUCUCCCAGCCAGCCUGACGUCGAUCUCUGGAGGAAAACCAGCGUACUCAUUUCACGUCAGUGCAGACGGUCAGAUGCAGCCCGUCCCUUUUCCUCCAGAUGCGCUGAUCGGCCCGGGCAUCCCACGCCACGCACGCCAGAUUAACACGCUGAGCCAUGGUGAAGUGGUCUGCGCCGUAACCAUCAGCAACCCCACACGCCACGUUUACACUGGUGGCAAGGGGUGUGUCAAGAUCUGGGACAUCAGCCAACCUGGCAGCAAGAGCCCUGUGUCACAACUGGACUGCCUGAACAGAGAUAAUUACAUUCGCUCGUGUAAGCUGCUCCCAGACGGCCGCACACUGAUCGUGGGUGGCGAGGCCAGCACUCUGACCAUUUGGGACUUGGCCUCUCAGACACCACGCAUCAAGGCAGAACUGACCUCAUCAGCUCCGGCCUGCUACGCUCUGGCCAUCAGCCCUGAUGCCAAGGUCUGCUUCUCCUGCUGCAGCGACGGAAACAUCGCCGUGUGGGACUUACACAACCAGACCCUUGUCAGGCAGUUCCAGGGUCACACAGAUGGUGCAAGCUGUAUAGACAUCUCUCACGACGGCACCAAGCUGUGGACGGGUGGUCUGGACAACACCGUCCGCUCCUGGGACCUGAGAGAGGGACGACAGCUCCAGCAGCACGACUUCACCUCACAGAUCUUCUCUCUGGGCUACUGUCCGACCGGUGAGUGGUUGGCUGUAGGAAUGGAAAGCAGCAACGUGGAGGUUCUCCACCACACCAAACCAGACAAAUACCAGCUACACCUGCAUGAGAGCUGCGUGCUCUCUCUCAAAUUCGCCUACUGCGGUAAAUGGUUUGUGAGCACAGGGAAGGACAAUCUGCUGAAUGCCUGGAGGACGCCGUACGGCGCCAGCAUUUUCCAGUCAAAGGAGUCCUCAUCUGUCCUGAGCUGCGACAUCUCUGCUGACGACAAAUACAUCGUGACGGGAUCCGGUGACAAGAAGGCCACGGUCUAUGAAGUCAUUUACUAGAUUUAGGAGCGAUCGACUAAAUCCAAGGACCUGCGACGAGAGCUUUUUUUUCAGGCUCAUUAACAGUGGAAUCCGACUGAUCCCUUACCUUUCCUCCAAAGUCCAUCAAGAUUGGAAACCAUUCUGGUUCUAUUUUCACCUGGGAAUUAAUAUGUAUGGUUUGUUUUUUUUUGUUGUUGUUUUGUGAUACCGGACUGGUUGGCUACAGGACCUUUUGGAGCGACCGCUCAACUAAUCUGAGGAGCGCUCACUAAAGGAUGGCACUAAAGCAGUACAUAUUGUCUUGCCUUUUUCCCUUCGCUCUGGUCAUGAGAUUCUCCAGGUGUGUGCGCCUAUUCCUUCAGUCAUCAGUCCUUUAUUUUCCUGCUUUGUUUUGACGAAAAGCAACCGAUCUGUGAUGCAACAUGAAGCAGCGCUUCAUUUUUAGCCUCCCGCUCCCUGGACGACUUGUGAAAAGUGUAUAUAUGGAGUAAUAAAAACAUUUUAUAAAUAUAUAUGAUUAUAUGUACAUAUAUAUAUUUCCUUGUCCUGGUAUACUUGUGAUGGGUUUCUUUGUCCUCAUGUCCUCGAUGCUUGAUAAAAUCGUAGAUUAGGACCUACUUUUUUUUUUUUAAAAGGUGGAUUUUUUUUUUUUUUUUUUUUGUUUGUUCUGUUUCUUUUUUGUGAGCGGACUUUCUGGGUCACCAAUUAAUGACCCACUUCUGGGUGGAUGCGGUGUUGAACAAGGACCUUUUUAAAAAGCUUAGCCGAUUUGGGUUUGGACGUUAACGUGAUGCCGCCUCAGCAGCCACGGAUGAUACGUUUUGGACGUUGCGGAUGGCAGUUUCAUGGACAAUGCCAAGUAGCGUUAGACUCUGCCAAGUUCUGGAGAGCACCCAGAGGAACGUGGGGAGAUGUUUGUAAAUUAAAACCAAUAUUAAACUUGGACAGUUAACUAACUGUA
This is a messenger RNA of Tachysurus vachellii, 4619 nucleotides long. RefSeq names its product TLE family member 3, transcriptional corepressor b (gene tle3b). Gene Ontology annotation, biological process: regulation of DNA-templated transcription; negative regulation of canonical Wnt signaling pathway. The record is from RefSeq and is a predicted model, not a curated record. Lineage: Eukaryota; Metazoa; Chordata; Actinopteri; Siluriformes; Bagridae. Bases 1343 to 3676 code for a protein of 777 amino acids. Gene Ontology annotation, cellular component: nucleus; transcription regulator complex. Gene Ontology annotation, molecular function: transcription corepressor activity; protein binding. The transcript has 21 exons.